Messenger RNA from Dreissena polymorpha, 1542 nucleotides. Its product is annotated as protein PIF-like. NCBI's taxonomy places the organism in Eukaryota, Metazoa, Mollusca, Bivalvia, Myida, Dreissenidae. The transcript is spliced from 2 exons. The coding region runs from base 440 to 1297 and encodes 285 amino acids. The record is from RefSeq and is a predicted model, not a curated record.
UCUGAACAUUUGAGGCGAUUAUAGAUCUUCAAGAGACGACGUUCAAACAGGUUUUUAUAUAAGACACCAUGACGAAACUCUCUUUGAUACUGACCAUGGCAUUGUGUUCUUUUACGACGCAAUCGAAGCCUGUGGACGAUGUGUGUUCCCAAUGGUCACUGCAAAACGGCGUUGCAUUCUUUAGUCACCAGGACUGCGACAAGUUUAUCCAGUGCAACCAUGACGGGCUAGGAAAAGUAGUUGGCGUAGUACAACAAUGCGGCUUCGGCACCGAAUGGAACCAAGAUCUUCUUACCUGUGUUGCUUCGUCAAUCUCCACGUGUCCACCAGCAUCAGAUAAAUGUUACCAGUUGAGUAAUGGGGAAGUUCGUAAAGCUGUCGGUAACUGCAGGGUUUCUGGGUGUGCAACAACGGCGAUUCUGUUCCAAAAUGCUGCCCUAUGGGUCAGUACUAUAAUGAAACCACUGGUUGCACAGACGUGGAAAAUGACACAGAAUGCAAUGCUAGAUGCUUCAAUGAUUAUUCAUUCCCAGACAAAUUUAAUGGUACUACUGAAAUGACCACGACGACGAAAACGCCAUGCCUUAUCAAGCGAAUUGUCCCCGAUAUUCCCAUGCAGUACGAGGAAUACAUUGUCGGUUUGGGAUGGAUCUCCAGACCAUGUCCAGCAGGUCUUCUCUACGUACAGGAUGACUGCGAAUGCACAAAGGUUGUCGCUGUGUCAAAGCCAUCCGCAUGUACUCCGGAGAUUUACCUGCCAUUCAACAACAGCCAUUAUGAUCAAUCCGGGAAGAACAAUUACAUCCUGAACGAAAACGUUGUCGUCGAUAACGGCAAGGCUGUUUUCAACGGUUACAAUAGUCAACUUGUUAUCCCACGAUUUACAAACGUCGACCCCUCCACAAUUGUCGUGAAAGUCUUAUACACCUCUGAUCACGAGAUGUUGACUCAGCCACAAACUAUUCUUUCUAACGGCAACUGCGGCCAAGGCUCUUCUAUUGGUAUCGCCGAAUCAUACGGAUCGGUCAUCUUCACUGUAGGUACAAUCACAACUAACACGAUAUCGAGCGCCACCGUGCCUGUGUACCAGACGGCCUCUCAUGAGAAGGAUAUCGUCUUAAGCUUCAACCAGGGUGUUCUAAAAGGGAAGCUGGGAAAUAACGAGAAGGUUAUGGACCAUCUAUCGCGGCAUCUUCACAGCGCUCGCUGCGCCCUCCACAUUGGUAACUCUGGAAACGUCAACGGGGGCUGGUUCAAGGGAGCUAUUGAGGAACUAUCCAUCUAUCUUUGCGCAUAGGCUCUUUAUGAACAGAUACUUAGGCAAAGCAAAAGUAAUUAUUCGAAGCAUACUCGUUUUAUUUUAUCAAGCAUAUGUUUUAAAAGACAUGGACACUUGUUUUUAUUUAUUUACUUUAUGAAAGAAGUCAACCGUAUUAUGUCCAAUUUUACACUUCAGCUUUGAUUCUCAGAAUCAUCAUUAUAAGACUUAGCUUUUUAAAUAUGUAUGGUUUUUCAUGAUACUUAUGUGUAUUGCCUUUUCCA